AUGGCGAACCAAGAGUCGAACAACCCCGAGCCAUGGAACAACCUAGAGGGUAAGGUGAUUUUGGUCACUGGAGCGUCCUCAAGUCUCGACCGAGAAUUGUGUCUCAACCUCGCUCGAGUCGGCUGCAAGAUCGUCGCGGUGGCUCACAGGACAGAUCGACUCAAGUCUCUCUGCGACGAGAUUAACCAUCCUGCAUUUUCUGGCUCUCCUUUAAACCCUAACACCACUGUCCGAGCAGUGGCCGUGGAAUUCGAUGUCACCGCUGAUGACCCUACCAUCGAUGCGUCCGUGCAUAAAGCUUGGGACGGGUUUGGACGCAUUGAUGUUUUGAUAAAUAAUGUCGGCUUUAGAGGUACUGUGAAAAAUUCAUUGGAGUUGGACGAGGAAGAGUGGGGUGAGGGUAUGAAGACGAAUUUAAAUGGAACAUGGCUGGUGUCGAAACAUGUAUGUAGACGGAUGCGUGACGGGCAUCAAGGAGGAUUAUGCAAAUUAUACGUGGUUACCACAAAAUUGGUUUUUGUUUUUCAAAUGUGAACAACACAGGUCAUGGCCAUAGAAUUUGGGAUGUACAAUGUGAGGGUAAACGCAAUAUCACCUGGACUCUUCAAAUCAGAGAUAACAGAGGGCUUACUACAAAAAAGUUGGCUGAAUAAUGUGACUCUAAAAAUGGUUCCUCUACAAACAUUUGGCACCUUGGAUCCUGCAGUGACCUCCCUGGUGCGAUUCUUGGUUCAUGAUUCUUCUCGAUAUAUUACAGGCAAUAUUCUUAUUGUUGAUGCAGGCAGUUCUCCCGGUAUCCCAAUUUUCUCUUCCCUUUGA
Messenger RNA from Vitis vinifera (wine grape), 819 nucleotides. RefSeq lists its product as uncharacterized. Lineage: Eukaryota; Viridiplantae; Streptophyta; Magnoliopsida; Vitales; Vitaceae. The record is from RefSeq and is a predicted model, not a curated record.